Messenger RNA from Syzygium oleosum, 1501 nucleotides. RefSeq names its product WAT1-related protein At1g68170-like. Gene Ontology annotation, cellular component: plasma membrane. Gene Ontology annotation, molecular function: transmembrane transporter activity. The transcript has 7 exons. Lineage: Eukaryota; Viridiplantae; Streptophyta; Magnoliopsida; Myrtales; Myrtaceae. The record is from RefSeq and is a predicted model, not a curated record. Bases 130 to 1323 code for a protein of 397 amino acids.
UCUUACUCAUUUUGAGUACAAAGAUUAUCCCGUCUUUUUUCAUCACCUGUUGAUACUUCCACACUCAUUCGAGGAACCGAUAUCUCAAGGGAAGAGAUAGAAAGAGAGAGGGGCUUCGAGGGAUUUGCGAUGUAUCGUUUGUUCGAGGCCGUGCAUGAAAUGAAGGCCCCGCUGAUGAUGGUGGUCGUCCAGGUUGCUUUUGCCGGCGUCAACAUACUGUACAAGCUUGCCGCAAGCAACGGGAUGAACCUGACGAUCGUCAUCGCCUACCGGUUCAUAUUCGCGACGGCUUUCCUGGCCCCUCUGGCUUUCUUCUUAGAAAGGAAGAGCUGGCCAAAGAUAACAUGGACAGUGCUUGUGCAAGCCUUCUUUUGUGGGCUAUUUGGGGGAUCAAUGGGGCAAAAUUUAUACCUAGCAAGCUUAUCAAUGACAUCGGCGACAUACGCCUCAGCCAUGGCCAACCUGGUCCCGGCAGUAACCUUCGUCUUGGCUGUUUCUUUCGGGUUGGAGAAGGUGAGGCUGAGGACAGUUGCAGGGAAGGCAAAAGUGGCGGGAACAUUAAUGGGGGUUGGUGGGGCAAUGCUGCUCACGUUCUACAGGGGCGUGGAAGUCAACCUGUGGUCAACGCACGUGAACCUGCUGCGCCACGUGGCGGCGACCCAGCAGGGCCAGGAGGGUUCGAGCAAUCUCCCCCUGGGCUCGCUUUUGGCCGUGGCCAGCUGCUUCUGCUACGCCUUGUGGUUGAUCAUUCAGGCGAAGAUGAGUGAAGGGUUCCCGCACCCAUACACGAGCACGGCGUUGAUGACCUUCAUGGGGUCGAUCCAAGCAGUGGUUUACGCAUUGUGCCGAGAGAGGGACUGGAGCCACUGGAAGCUCGGAUGGAACGUCGGGCUCCUCACCGCAUCAUUCUCGGGGAUCUUCGCUUCCGGGCUGUGCUAUACUCUGAUCGCUUGGUGUGUACGGAUGAGAGGACCGGUCUUCGUGUCGGUGUUUAAUCCUUUGAUGCUGGUGACCGUGGCCUUGGCGGGUUCUAUGGUGUUGGACGAAAAAUUGCACCUCGGGAGCAUUCUAGGGUCGGGGCUCAUAGUGCUCGGUCUCUAUGCGGUGCUGUGGGGCAAAGGAAAGGAGAACAAGAGGACGAAUCAGUUAGUGCCGUUGAGCAACCCCGGCGAAUCCGAAUCCAAAUCCAUUGAGAUCGUCGUUGCCUCUUCUAACGAGAACGAUGUUAAGGAGGGUGACGAUGUUCGAGAGCGGAUGACAAAGGAGAGCGAAGUGACCAAAGAAUGCCUCGAAGAGAAAACGGGAGGAGAAGAGCAAGUUUAAGGAGCAACUGAUAAUAUGUACGAUGUACAAUUGUUCCAAAAUCUAGGCAGGCAUAGAGACAUGCAAAACGGGCAACUUCAUCUUGUCCAAAAGUGGGCAUUUUCGUAAAUAGCCAGACAUUGUCUAUACGAUAGUUAAGAGUAUAAGAUAUGUCCAAAACAAGUUAUUAUUCUCACAG